UAUCUAUAUAUAUACUACUACUACUACUACUACUACUACUACUAUUAUUAUUAUCAUUAUUAUUAUUAUUAUUAUUAUUGGAUAAUGUUCAGUGCCUCAUCUCUUCUACUAAGUUGUGGCUACGAGUGUAUGUAUGUAUGUAUGCGCAUUACCUGUUCACAUUUAAUCAGUGUACUUCCAAACUCACCGCUGAUUGGCUGGCAGAUUCCACAGUUAGCCAAUCAAAAUCUUCCAGUGUUUUUAUGCUUGAGCUCCUAUAAAUCGGGCCAUUGCCAGAUUGAAUUUCUCGAGUGACGAGAGAGCACGAGAGAGAGAGAGAGCAUCGACCUGUUUCUCAAAGAUCUGAGCUGGUGUGUACAUCAGUCCUCUCGUAGACCUCUCUCUUGUUCACUAUGGCGCCUACACUGUCCACGGCGUUUGCUCGCCGCUGGUGGAUGGCGGUGACGGCCAUCAUUGAGAACCUGCUGUUCUCUGCCGUACUGCUAGGCUGGGGCUCCCUUCUCAUCAUGCUCAAAUCCGAAGGCUUCUACUCCUAUCUCUGCACAGAUCAUACUAAUAGUACGACUUUCAACAUCUCUACAAAAGCAGUGAAUCCACCAGCAGCAGUUGAGGAAGACUACAUUUAUGAGGACUUUCCACAUGGCAAUGAGGUAGAGAUAGUUCCUCUGAAGCCAGUGGAUGAGCCUCUGCAUUUGAAUGGCUGGCUGAUCUGUAAAGAGCAGGAUGAAAUGCUAAAUCUUGCUUUCACCGUCGGCUCAUUCCUCCUCAGUGCCAUCGCUCUUCCUCUUGGCAUUGUCAUGGACAAAUACGGGCCACGCAAACUCCGUCUGACUGGCAGUGCCUGCUUUGGCUUGUCCUGCCUGCUUAUUGCCUACGGAGCCAGCAACCCCAAAGAACUUUCUGUACUCAUUUUUAUUGCAUUGAUUUUUAAUGGCUUUGGAGGAAUGUGCAUGACCUUCACUUCCCUCACACUACCCAACAUGUUUGGAGACCUGCGUUCUACCUUUAUUUCACUCAUGAUCGGCUCGUAUGCGUCUUCAGCUGUCACUUUUCCUGGAGUUAAGGUGAUCUAUGACUUGGGAGUGAACUUCAUCACUAUCCUGGUAGUGUGGGCGGUGUGUGCUGGCCUCGUCUUCCUCAACUGUUUCCUAAACUGGCCUCUUGAAUCGUUCCCUGGCCCUGAAGACAUGGACUACACUGUGAAGAUCAAGUUUAGCUGGUUGGGUUUUGACCACAAGAUCACUGGAAAGGAGUUUUAUAAGCAGGUGACAACAGUGGGCAAACGAUUAAGUACAAAUAACUCUCCCACACAGAAGGAGCUGGCCAACACUGAAGGUCACAAACUCUGCCUCUCCACCAUGGACCUGGAGGUGCAGUGUGAGCCUAAAGAUGAAUCUCAGUCUUUCAUGCAGAGCAUCUUCAGCCCUCUGUUCCUGCUCAGCCUGGUUACAAUGUGUGUCACUCAGCUGCGUCUGAUCUUCUACAUGGGAGCCAUGAACAGCAUCUUGGAGUCCAUGAGCCAUGGAGACCUUGAUACAGUUGAGAGAAUGGAGUUGGUGAGUCUGUACUCCUCUAUUUUUGGUGUGAUGCAACUGCUGUGCCUCUUGACCACUCCAGUCAUUGGUCAGAUCAUGGACUGGAAGCUGAAGGACUGUGAUGAUGAAACUGACAUGAAAGAUGCCAGCAAAGAUGAGCCAAAGCCCAAGCGAAGGGACAGAAAAAUCCAAAAGAUAACCAAUGCCACAAGAGCCUUUGCCUUAACUAACUUCAUCCUUCUCGGUUUUGGCAUCACUUGUCUUAUCCCUAUUCUUCAACUGCAGAUGCUGUCUUUUGUUCUGCAUACCAUUGUCAGAGGUUUUAUUCACUCCGCUGUUGGAGGACUUUAUGCUGCUGUCUACCCAUCUUCUCAGUUUGGAACCCUGACAGGGAUGCAGUCUCUGAUUAGUGCCCUUUUUGCCCUGCUCCAGCAACCUCUUUUUAUGGCUAUGAUGGGGCCACUGGAGGGAAAUCCACUCUGGGUGGAUGUGGGUCUCCUUGUCCUCAGUAUGUUUGGUUUCCUGUUGCCCCUUUACCUGCUGUGUUUCCGCAAAAACCUUCACCAAAAGAGGAAAGAGAAAGAAAACGAAGCCAAGAUCUACAUCAAAAUCAAUGGCAGUGACAAGACGGAAGCCUUUGUCUAGACCCAGGCCACACCCAAAAACUGAAGCAAGGAUAUACAGAGACAGAGAGAAUGUGUGUCAUUUUUAUUAUGACACACGCAUUCACAUACACUUCUUGCUUAGAGGUUCAGUGAACUAAUAAUGCUGUCUUGGAAACUGCUAUAUCAUCAAUGUGAACUCAUGCUUACAACAACAACAAAAAAGAAAGAUGUAAAAAACAAGUGGAAUUAGUGAGGAGUUGUGUGUUAAACUGUAUAUUAACUCUUCUCACUGUGAUGUGUGGAGAGAAAAAAAACAUUUGCACAUUCACGUUCUGCUGGCUAACUCUUGCUGGCUUACCGAUGUGCUGUGCAAAAAAAACACCAAUAAGAAUGGUAAUGAGAAUUUUGGUAAUAAGAAUUUUAUAUUUGUAUGAGUUUAUAAAGAUACAUUAAACAAGCUGGUCCAUAUGAGUUGGUUGAAUGAAUUGUGAAUAUUAGUGACUACAUUUCUGUGCCACUUCCUCAAUUAGAAAUUCAAGAACAGCAACAAUCAAUCAGGAAGUGCACAUUAAACCCAGUAAGAGCCCUCCUGCUACAGUAUUUGGAUGGACUUAAAAAUCCUGACCUGUGUCACUCCCUAGAGGCAAAAGUGGGAAAGGCUAAACUAUAAAUUCAGCUAGUGUUCUGUAUUCUUCUGCUGCACAGCACUUCAUGGAGGCAGUAUUUAACCAAAAUCAAACACAUUUCUGCUUGGUUAUAGAGAUUAUGACAGGUACAGUAACUUAAGAGGUGCUAUGGAACAUCUACCUGUCAGGGAUCUUAUUUAUUUACAAUGAAGCAUGUCAUCAAAUCCAUAAUAUAUCGGAUUACAUCUAUCAUUAUUAUUA
Molecule: messenger RNA, 3027 nt
Organism: Ictalurus furcatus (blue catfish)
Lineage: Eukaryota; Metazoa; Chordata; Actinopteri; Siluriformes; Ictaluridae
Gene: slc43a2b
Product: solute carrier family 43 member 2b
Exons: 15
Coding region: 393-2180 (595 amino acids)
Biological process (GO): transmembrane transport; neutral amino acid transport
Molecular function (GO): L-amino acid transmembrane transporter activity; neutral L-amino acid transmembrane transporter activity
Source: RefSeq, a predicted model, not a curated record